Dothidotthia symphoricarpi CBS 119687 is the source of this 1260-nucleotide messenger RNA. RefSeq lists its product as uncharacterized. The record is from RefSeq and is a predicted model, not a curated record. Gene Ontology annotation, cellular component: cytoplasm. The annotation marks the transcript as partial. Gene Ontology annotation, molecular function: Hsp70 protein binding. The transcript has 3 exons. Gene Ontology annotation, biological process: protein refolding. NCBI's taxonomy places the organism in Eukaryota, Fungi, Ascomycota, Dothideomycetes, Pleosporales, Dothidotthiaceae.
GAGGUGCUCAGCAUUCCGCGCGACGCCACCAAGGUCGAGGUCAAGAAGGCCUACCACAAAGCCGCGCUAGCCCACCACCCCGACAAGGUCGCCGCCGACGACCGCGAGCACGCCGAGAUCCGCUUCAAGGAAGCCAAGCAGGCCUACGAGAUCCUCUCCGACGACGACAAGCGCCACCUCUACGACACCCAUGGCAUGUCCGCCUUCGACCCCGCGCGCGGCGGCGGCAUGGGCGGCGGCCCCGACAUGGACGACAUCUUCGCCCAGAUGUUUGGCGGCAUGGGCGGCAUGGGCGGCAUGCCGGGAAUGGGCGGCAUGCCCGGCGCGCCCAGGGGCGUCCCGCGCAAAGGCCGUUCGGUCGAGCAGGAGUACGAAGUCUCGCUGGAGGAGCUGUACAAGGGCAAGACGACCAAGUUCUCAAACACAAAGAACAUUGUCUGCUCCAACUGCAAGGGCUCCGGCGGCAAGGCGGGCGCAAAGUCGAAUCCGUGCGGCAUGUGUCGUGGACAGGGAGCCAAGACCGUCCUCCGCCAGGUCGGCCCCGGCCUCGUCACCCAGGAAACCGUCCCCUGCGGCUCCUGCGCCGGCUCAGGCCAAGUCAUCCCCGAGAAGCAGCGCUGCAAAAAGUGCAAAGGCAACAAGGUCGUCGAGUCCAAGAACGUCCUCGAGCUCUACAUCCCCCGCGGCGCCCGCCAAGGUGACCGCAUCACACUAGCCGGCGAAGCCGACCAGCUCCCAGACCAAGAACCCGGGGACAUCGUCUUCACCCUCGACGAGGCACCACACGAUGUGUUUGAGCGCGCGGGCGCUGACUUGCGAGCAGAGCUGAAAAUCAGCCUCGUAGAAGCCUUGACGGGAUUCAACCGCGUCGUCCUCACUCACCUCGACGGAAGGGGUAUUCAGGUCCAUGUCGAGCAGCCGAACGGAAAGGUGCUGCGACCUGGUCAGGUGCUCAAGGUACCCGGCGAGGGUAUGCCCAUGAAGAAGAGCGAUGCAAAGGGUGAUUUGUUCCUCGUCGUCGACAUUGACUUCCCCGAGGACGGAUGGUUGAACAAUGACGACGCGCUGAGAAAGGUUCAGGACGCACUGCCCAAGCACAAGAGCGACGAGAAAGAAUACGAGGAAAUUGAAGAGGCCGAGAUCGAAUGGGAUGCGGACAUGGAGGACUUUGGCGCUGGGUCCGGAGAUCCGAGGGCGGGUGGUGGCGAAUGGGAAGACGAUGAGGAGGAGGAGGGCGGUCCGCAGUGUGCCACGCAGUAG